AGGUCCCGCAUUUGCAGCUCAUCAGUCGGCGAAAGUGACUCUGGAUACCAAUACCCAAAACGGAUAUACCCAUCACACGACUUGGCCGUCCAGGUGCGGCUCAAAGCCAAGUGCUUGUGGCAAGGACUUGUUGUGAAAGAAGGCUUAAGCCGAAUAUUCGAAUAAAGUGACUCAAAAUGUUUGUGGAAAAAGUGCUGGAACGCGCUACCAAGUGGGAGCUGUGCUCGAUCCUGAUCCUCGUGGCCAUCAGUCUGAGCAUCUACACCUUCUACGCCACUCUGAGCUCGUAUCUGAGAUCGGUGAUCCUGUCGCUGAGGCUCACGGGUCCGCCUUCGCUGCCGCUCUUGGGCAACUGCAUGCUGGUCACGGAUAAGGACGUGAUGCGAAAAUGCGCUGGCAAAGCCUUCGACCUGUACGGAUCUCUGGUGCGGAUCUGGGUGCUCCUCUUCCCCUUCUUCGCCGUGCUGGAGCCGGAGGACCUGCAGGUCAUACUCUCCUCCAAGAAGCACACUAACAAGGUGUUCUUCUACCGGCUGAUGCACAACUUCCUGGGUGACGGGCUGAUCACCAGCAGUGGCUCCAAGUGGAGCAACCACCGCCGGCUCAUCCAGCCAGCCUUCCAUCACAACCUGCUGGAGAAGUUCAUAGACACCUUUGUGGACGCCUCGCAGUCUCUGUACGAGAACCUGGAUGCCUCCGCCGGGGGCACAGAGAUUAAUAUCGCCAAAUAUGUGAACGGCUGCGUGCUGGACAUACUAAAUGAGGCCGUUCUGGGGGUGCCCAUAAAGAAGAGGGGCCAGGAUGCGGUCAGCAUGGAGGAUUCGCCCUUCCGCCAGGGAAAGCUCAUGAUGCCCACGCGGUUCACCCAUCCCUGGCUGCUGCUGGACGGGAUCUACCACUGGACCAAGAUGGCCAACGACGAGCUCAACCAGAAGAAGCGCCUGAACGACUUCACUCGCCAGAUGAUCCAGCGGCGUCGCCAGAUCCAGAACAAUAACAAUGGCAAUGGCGAGCGGAAGUGCCUGCUGGACCACAUGAUCGAGAUCUCCGAGAGCAAUCCGGACUUCACCGAGGAGGACAUCGUCAACGAGGCCUGCACCUUCAUGCUGGCUGGCCAGGAUUCGGUGGGCGCCGCCGUGGCCUUCACUCUCUUCCUGCUCACGCAGAACCCCGAGUGCCAGGAGCGCUGCCUCCAGGAGCUGGAGACCAUCUUCGGGGGCAGUAACAGGGCUCCCUCGAUGACCGACCUGCUCGAGAUGCGCUACAUGGAGAUGUGCAUCAAGGAGGCACUGCGUCUGUACCCCAGUGUGCCGCUGAUUGCCCGCAAGCUGGGCGAGGAGGUGCGCCUGGCGAAUCACACCCUGCCCGCCGGCAGCAACGUCUUCAUCUGCCCCUAUGCCACCCAUCGUCUUGCCCACAUCUACCCCGAUCCGGAGAGGUUCCUGCCGGAGCGGUUCUCGCCGGAGAACUCGGAGAACCGCCACCCGUACGCCUUCAUUCCGUUCAGCGCCGGCCCGAGGUACUGCAUCGGCAACCGGUUCGCUAUCAUGGAGAUCAAGACCAUUGUGUCGCGGCUGCUGCGCAGCUUCCAGCUGCUCCCGGUCCCCGGCAAGACCACCAUUGCGGCCACCUUCCGGAUCACGCUGAGGGCCUCCGGCGGCCUGUGGGUGCGCCUCAAGCCCCGCGACCACCCGGUGACCGACCACUGACUUCAGCUCCCCUUUCGUUACAUUAACUUUAAUUAGUAUGGUAGAUAUGUAUAUAAAUCGAUACAAUAAUUUAAACGCUUA
This is a messenger RNA of Drosophila biarmipes, 1790 nucleotides long. RefSeq names its product probable cytochrome P450 4aa1 (gene Cyp4aa1). The transcript has 4 exons. Bases 177 to 1709 code for a protein of 510 amino acids. Lineage: Eukaryota; Metazoa; Arthropoda; Insecta; Diptera; Drosophilidae. Gene Ontology annotation, molecular function: heme binding; iron ion binding; monooxygenase activity. The record is from RefSeq and is a predicted model, not a curated record.